GGAGAAACCAUCUACCAUAUAGAGGGGUGCUAUGGAAUGGGAGAUAGGUCCACCGGGUGAGACCACCUUCCAUAUGAGGGGUGCUAUGGAUUCGUUUCUGCGGAGCUGCCUCGGUUGGGGGGGUGCAGCCUGUGAUUGGCUGAGGUGGAAGCUCCCCUCUACGUCUCUCUCUAUAGCCCCCCUCCCCUCCACGGUCGCUGUCCAGUCGCCUGGGUGCUGAAUAGCCCCCUGCACCCAGCCUCCCCUACAUCCCGGACCUCCCUCAAGGAUCUGUACGGGGCAGGGGGCGUAGCAGAGCCAGGAUGAGUGGGGGUGUCUAUGGAGGAGAUGAGGUUGGAGCUCUUGUUUUUGACAUCGGCUCAUUUUCAGUGCGAGAGUGUGGUAUGUGGCUUGAGCAAUGUGACUAUUUGGCUGAUUUCCCCACCACAGUGGGACUUUUGGCCCCGGAAGAGGCGGCGCUGGAGCUGGAUGGGGAGAAGGAGAAGAAGCCAGGGAAGGUUUAUUACAUCGAUACCAACUCGCUGCAUGUCCCGCGGGAGAACACAGAAGUCCUGUCGCCCCUCAAGAAUGGCAUGAUUGAAGACUGGGACUGCUUCCAGGCCAUCCUGGACCACACCUAUGGCAAACACGUGAAGUCAGAGCCAAGCCUGCACCCCGUCCUCAUGUCUGAGGCACCGUGGAACACUCGGGCCAAGCGGGAGAAGCUGACAGAGCUGAUGUUCGAGCACUACAGCAUCCCAGCUUUCUUCCUCUGCAAGACUGCUGUGCUCACCGCCUUUGCCAACGGGCGCAGCACAGGGCUUGUGCUGGACAGUGGGGCCACACACACCACGGCCAUCCCUGUGCAUGACGGCUACAUCCUGCAGCAAGGCAUCGUGAAGUCACCGCUGGCCGGGGAUUUCAUCUCCAUGCAGUGCCGGGAGCUCUUCCAGGAGAUGAACAUCGAGAUUGUUCCCCCCUUCUUCCUCCCUCCUCAGGACCCCGUGCGUGAAGGGGCACCCCCGAACUGGAAGAAGAAGGAGAAGCUGCCCCAGGUCUCCAAGUCAUGGCACAACUACACCUGCAAUGAGGUGAUCCAGGAUUUCCAGGCCUCUGUGCUGCAGGUCUCCGACUCGCCAUACGAUGAGCAGGUGGCUGCCCAAAUGCCCACGGUCCACUACGAGAUGCCCAAUGGGUACAACACAGACUAUGGGGCCGAGCGGCUGCGCAUCCCUGAGGGGCUAUUUGAUCCCUCCAAUGUCAAGGGUCUCUCUGGAAACACCAUGCUGGGUGUCGGGCACGUGGUCACCACCAGCAUCGGCAUGUGCGAUAUCGACAUCAGACCGGGUCUCUAUGGCAGCGUCAUUGUGACUGGGGGCAACACACUGCUGCAGGGGUUCACCGACCGGCUGAACAGAGAGCUAUCGCAGAAAACCCCACCUAGCAUGCGCCUCAAACUCAUUGCCAGCAACAGCACCAUGGAGCGGAGAUUCAGCCCCUGGAUUGGGGGGUCCAUCCUUGCCUCCCUGGGCACCUUCCAGCAGAUGUGGAUCUCCAAGCAAGAGUACGAGGAGGGCGGGAAGCAAUGUGUGGAGCGGAAAUGCCCCUGAGGCACACGGCAUCUUCUGGUGGUCUGACUGGGGACCAAUGGGCUUCUGCCCCCGGCAUCUCCUCCCCGCCCCUCUCCUUCCACGCCUCCUGUCGUGUCUUUAACCAUCAUGUUCACAACAUAUUUGCCUGGCAGGGAGGGAUGAGCUGGGGGAGGGUCACAUGGGAGACAGUCUCCCCCACUUGCGCACCAAUUCUUAUCCUUUCAUCAUUGCCCUCUCCCCUCCCAGGGCCCCUCGGCCACUAUCUCCCAGAGCCGGGGAGAGAACCCAGGAGUCCUGGCUCCCAGUUCCCCAUUUCUAAUGCUGUUGGGGACAUCAGCUAAAGCAAAGCACAGAUAGGGAGCUGGGGUGGGAGCCCCAUAAUUUAGUGGGUAUUGUUUGAGGAAGUGCAGUUGAGUUCAGACCUUAGGGUGCCCUGUGGGAGGCGGCGUCCCCUGCAGUUCAGAGGGAGACAGGCACAUGCCCAAUUCUCUCCUUGCUCCCUCCCAGUCAUGACCCCCCAUCAGCUGUGCCAUUUCCCCAUGCCCUGGGCUUUCCCCAUUUCUCUGCCUGUGCCCCCUAUCAGCUCAUUACGUGGUUAAUUAAUUGAUUUGUUUCAUUUUCAUGGGUGUGAAUGUGGAGUCUAGAGAAUGCUCCACAAUAAACAUCCAAAAAGGAUAAAACCGGAAAGUGGUGUCUUCAUAAUGCCUCCCGCCUGCCAAAGGGACCCAGGAGACCUGGCUCCCAGCCCCCUGCUCUAACC
Messenger RNA from Pelodiscus sinensis (Chinese soft-shelled turtle), 2331 nucleotides. The record is from RefSeq and is a predicted model, not a curated record. NCBI's taxonomy places the organism in Eukaryota, Metazoa, Chordata, Testudines, Trionychidae.